GCGACGCGAACGGGGCCUGAAAGAGAGAGAGAGAGGGAGGGGCUCCCGCAUCGAGCUCUCCUGCAACCGUCGCAAGAGCCGCGGCUUUCCGUGCGACAAUGAGGAUGCCGAGGACGGAAGGCGGUGACGGGGAGGGGUGCACCCGGCUGCCCCCGGUCAGGAACCCCUUUGUGCACGAUCUCCGCCUGUCGGCGCCGCAGAAGGCGAAGAUAGCUGUUAUGACUGUGACUCUAUUCCCAAUUCGUCUCCUGCUGGCUGCUUUCAUGAUGUUGCUGGCUUGGCCAUUUGCAUUCCUCGCUGCAUGGGGGCGUAUUGAAAAAGAACCUGACAAACCAAUGAAUAUGUGGAAAAAGACAUUGGAUUUUCUGCUAAAGGUGAUAAUGAGAGCUAUGUGGUUUGCGGGUGGCUUUCAUUGGAUUAGUAUAAAGGGACGCCGUGCAUUGCCAACAGAAGCACCAAUAAUGACCUUAGCACCACAUUCUUCAUAUUUUGAUGCUAUUCCAGUUACCAUGACCAUGGCUUCCAUUGUAAUGAAGGCUGAAAGCAAAGACAUCCCUAUAUGGGGAACUUUGAUAAAGUACAUUCAGCCAGUCUUAGUGUCUCGAUCAGACCAGCAUUCACGCCGAAAAACAGUUGAAGAAAUAAAGCAGAGAGCUCUGUCUAAUGGCAGAUGGCCUCAGGUAAUGAUAUUCCCAGAGGGUACAUGUACCAACAGAUCAUGUCUGAUCACCUUCAAACCUGGGGCAUUUAUUCCUGGAGUUCCUGUGCAGCCUGUAAUCUUGCGUUAUCCCAACAAAAUGGAUACAAUCACUUGGACCUGGCAAGGACCUGGAGCGUUAAAAAUCCUAUGGCUCACCUUAUGCCAGCUGCAUAAUAAUGUGGAAAUGGAGUUUCUGCCAGUUUAUACACCCACUGAGGAGGAAAGGAAAAAUCCCAUUUUAUAUGCAAACAAUGUCAGAAAGGUAAUGGCAAAAGCUCUUGGUGUUCCUGUGACUGACUAUACAUUUGAAGAUUGUCAGAUUGUAAUGUCCGAUAGCCAGUUGAAGCUACCUCUGGAUACUUGUCUGCUAGAAUUUGCAAGGCUUGUCAGAAAACUCAAUUUAAAAGCCGAAUCAAGUUGAAAGGAACUGGAUGAACUUGCAGAAAGUGCCAAAAAAGAGAGGGGAAAACGGAUAACUCUGAAGAUAUUUGCUGAUUAUUUGAAGCUGCCAAUUAAUGAUGCAUUAACAGAUAUCUUUGCACUUUUUGAUGAGAAUAAAGAUGGAACAAUUGAUUUCAGAGAGUAUGUGAUUGCCUUGUCUGUAGUAUCAAGACCAUCUAACACUCUUGAAACAAUUAAGUUGGCAUUUAAGAUGUAUGAGUCAGCUGAACAAACUAUAGAUGAUGAUGAUCUUGCCUGCAUUCUGAAGACUGCUUUGGGAAUACAUAAGCUUGAUGUAUCAAGCUUAUUUCAAGCAAUUGAUGUUACUCAGAGGGGAAAGAUCAGUUAUAUGGAUUUCUACAAGUUUUCACGUUUGAAUCCUGAUUAUGCUGAGGAUUAUCUUUACCCAGACCAGAAGAUGGAUUUCAUAGACAGCAUGGAAAAUAAAUUUGCUCCCACUGUUAAUGGAUUUUGCACUGACUUCUCGCCUGAGGACCAAGAAGGGGAGAAAGAAGAAAGUACCUUAGAUAAAAAGCUUAACUAACUCCUUAGCGAUGAACCUUCUCCUGGUGAGAAGGUCGACCUAGUGGGGAUCCAUACAUUACUUCUAUUAACUUGACUAAAUGUCUUUUCCUAUAUGAGCCUACUGCCAUUUUUCUGUAUUUAUCAUCUCUCCAAUAUGAUAUUUGUUGAACUUGGAGACGGUGAGUUUGAAAGAAAAUUUAACAUGUCAUCAGAACCAUGAUUGUGAAGAUGCUUAUUAUUUGUACCUGUACUUGAAGGAAACCAAGCACUUAUUCAGUUCAAUUUUCACGUCUAUGGUAUGUGUUAUGGUGACUAUGCAUGUUUAUAACUUGUAGCUACAGUUGUGAUAGCUCAUUUUGUUUUUUUUAAUCCAUUCAUUUGUCUAUUUUGUCUAUGCUUAACUUUAUUACAAUAGCUUUUGAAAAAAAGUUUGCAGAGGUUGGGGUAGUGGUGUUUUUUCUGUCAGUGUUACAAUAUAACAAUCUUUUUUGGUGUGGUGCAUUCCAUUCUGUAAUGUGCUAGCUUGGGGUAUUGUUGAAUACUUAAAUAUUAAGUAUCAUCACUCUGUUCCCUGCUCUUGCUGUCAUAACUAGAGAGGAAAAAUGUUCUAAUGUGAAUGAAGUAAAAAGAACAUAACUGUAAGGAAAACUACUAGUAUCCAGAUUAACAACUGAAUAUUUUUCUGGAUGUGACUAUGGUACCCACAGGUUAAUUCCUUUACAGUUGCAUAGGAAUUUUAUUGAAAGUGUUGUUGCAAUGUUGGAAUAUACAUGAAGGACAUUGUCCCAAAUAAUUCAUUUGAUUGGCUGUUUUGAGCAGGGAAUCUUGUGGGUUUUGUUGAUCUGGUAACAAAGCAUGUUGUCUGAUGUGUGUAAAUAACAGAAAAGAACAAGAAAAUAAGUGUUAUAAUGAACCAAUAAGGACAUGGCCAUACAAUAUAAACUAGAUGUCAAUAUUUUGAAUGUAGACUAAACAGUUGUGCAUUGUAUGUGACAGUAGCCAAGGGUUAGGCAAAGUUAUUUGUCUGGUUCUAAAACACAAUGCAAUAAUCAUCUGAUGAGAACCAUAGAUUCACGUGCUAACCAGGGCAUUCUAUGGUGCAUUCACGUUCUGACUCGCCUUGUGGCUUCUUCACUAUUUAUAAUCAAGGUUACUAUAUUUUUAAAAUUUAAAUCUUGGGAAUAAAUGGGAAACAGUCAACUUACACAUCUGAUAGUGGUUUAUCAGAAAACAGUAUAAUUUUUUUUUAAAAGAUGGAAAAUAGACUGGCUAUUUAAAGAACAUGAAACUAAUGAGGUUCUGAAAAUGUACAAUCUGAUCAGUGCUGCUUCAUUCUGUAGACAAAAGAGACUACCAGUGUUGGAAUCUAGACCAAAAGCAGAAUGCUGAAAGAAUUCGGCAGGUCAGUCAGCAUUUGUGGACGCAAGGCAAUAGGUCUAAUCAACAUUUCGGGUCAAGGCCCUGCAUCAGUCCUGAAAUAUCAUCUUGCACCGUUUGCCUCCACUGAUGCUGCUUUGACCUGCUGAGUUUUUCCAACAUUUUUUUGUUCUAAUUCUGCUGUAAGGAAAUGCACUGCAGUAUUUCCCUGCUUUUGUGAUGUCACAUGAGAAGCAGAUUAGAUUCUUUAAAAUAAAUUCAAUUUGCAAGAUAUCAUGGUAUAUUGAUGUGCUCUGAGGAUUGGAUGUCCCCGGAAUAGCUAUUUUAACAAAGAUGUGGAACAAAUGAUUUGCAUCGGACAUGAAAUCAUUCUCAGGAAAGCAAUUAGCUGAUGUAGCUGAAUACAGUAGCCAGGUCUGUAUUGCUCUGAAGCACAAUCUUGGCCUUCUAUGAACUGUGGUGGUAAAACCUUGCCACAAGGAGUCAGAGUUAUACAGUAGACUCAGUUAAUACAAAUUAAACCAGUUCUUAUUUUACCUUCAGGAGAUACAAGAGAAAGGGGGAAGAGUUUUUUUUGUAUAGAAAGCAAAUUAUUUCAACCAAGGGAGAAACUGAACUUUGCCCAUUUUAAAGGUAUUUUGUAGUACUUUUGUCUCAUGUUUGUCAAGUAUUUGGUGCCAAGUUUUCAAGUUGCAAUGAAAAUUGAAUUUGCUUUAAUUUGUUUAUGGUGAAAGUUCAGGAAAACUGUAUUUUGCUCCAUAUGGGAUGCAUUUUAAUCAUCUACUCCCAUUAUUUUCAAUGUAAAAUAAAUGCCUGUAAACUCUGCCACCUUUUUCUAAGCUCCCCAGUCCAAUGUACGUGAAUUUUAUUCAAGGGGAUCUCUACAAAUGAGAAAUAUUACUUCAUUGUGUUUUAGGAUGUUUAAAUCUGUUGUCCUCAAAAAUAUUAUAACUUCUAUCCCAUCUGGCCAAUCGAUUGUGUAUAAUCACAUACGUCGCUUCAAGUUAAUGAAUGGGCCAUUUAUUGCUCAAUCUGUCAUCUUUCAGUCUAAGUUCCCAUAAUUCAAUAUUAACUAGAGUAGAUUGGUGCUGAGUAAAACCAGUUACUGAGAAAAGUAUUGAAGCAGAUUAAGAGAUUAUGAAUUUUUAUUCUUGGGAGAGUCACAGAGGAACAAGUCAAAGUUAGUUGCCUCAUUUUUGAUAGUUAAUACUGUAGCACAUCUUUUUGUGAAUUGAUGGUGGAUGAUAUGAAACAUUUAUUGAUGAGCAUCCUGCGGUAUUAAUACAAACUUUGUCAGAAUCAGGAAAAUGAUUGAACUGACAUGAAGAGGGUAGGAGGAGGCAAUUGUGUGUACUGUGAUUAAAAAUUAAUGUAGAAUCCUACUGAAAAUAUACACUGGUACUGCCACAUAUUAUCAAAUUGUGAUUUCAGAAUUAUUUAAUUUUUAAUGUUAUGCAGAUGAAUCCUUUGAAUGAUGGUGAAGCAAAUCAACAUUUUUGAACCUUGGUACUGCAUACAUUUGAUGUUGAGCUGAGAUUCCUUUCACAAUCAAGUUUGACAUUUGAAAACAUACAAUCUAGAUCUAUAUGUAAUAAACCUCAAUGAGGAUUACAGUGCAAUGGGAAGGGUUUUGAUUUGUCAAAAUGUGGACAACUCUAAAUGAACCAUGAAUUUGCAAUGUUUAUCGUGCUUUGAAAGGUAAUGUACUUUUUCUGAGGAUUUUUCAAUAUUAUUUUGUAUGUAUAUCCAACUGAAUCUGCAAUUUCCCUUUUAUAAACUUCAGUGAAGGUUGAUGGUCACAUGAUUUUAAACCUGAGAACUGUACAGUUUCACUGCAGUGUGAAUGAACAUUAGUAAUGUAGAGAAGUGAUGUUCAAAAAAAAAAAAUCCUGUGAAGAUUAGACAUUACUUGUUGGCAUGAAAAAGUUAGGAUUUACAGUCAACAACCUAUCAUGAUUAAAAUUGUGAUCAUAGGUUUGUGGGAGGUUAUUUUUUUUGAAAUAACUUUGCUAACAUUGUGAAUCAUGUAACCAUCUCUGGUUGCUGCAUCUUAAUUAUGGAUCAAGUAAUUGCAUACUCUGAAAUAAUACAAUAUGAAAAGUAACAUUUUUAAUCAUGUAACUCCAUUAUCAGACAUGGUUCAUAUUGAGUUUUGCAAUCUUUAAAGUGUAUUUUUUUUGAGAAAAAUACCUCAGUAGGCACGCUGUCCUGUGUUCUUGGUUGUCUUUGAAAGGAUCCAUGAAAUUGUGCAGAAGGCUGCUUAUUUUUUUAACUACCUGUUUACUGCUGUAUUUUGUAUUCACCUUGAACAAAAUUUGACUUGUUACUUUGUUAAUGCUUUAUAAUGGAUUAUAUAUGGAAAUCUGUUGCAAUAACUGACGUUUUUUUUCCUAAGUUUAGCUUGUACAUAAAGGGAUUACUGCUCAAACUUGCAUUGGAUUUUGUGUUUCACGGUGAAAUUAUUUGAUUUGUCUGUGAGUCCAGAAUAAAUGGAUCAAAAAGUG
Molecule: messenger RNA, 5547 nt
Organism: Pristis pectinata (smalltooth sawfish)
Lineage: Eukaryota; Metazoa; Chordata; Chondrichthyes; Rhinopristiformes; Pristidae
Product: lysophosphatidylcholine acyltransferase 1-like
Exons: 14
Molecular function (GO): calcium ion binding
Source: RefSeq, a predicted model, not a curated record